Messenger RNA from Cladocopium goreaui, 333 nucleotides. The record is from the annotation of a GenBank genome assembly. Lineage: Eukaryota; Dinophyceae; Suessiales; Symbiodiniaceae.
AUGUCUCGCAAGCCAAUUGUCGGUGGCAACUGGAAGUGCAACCCUGGCAAACUGGGUGAUGCAAAGGCACUGGUGGAAGCCUGGAAGGAGAAGGGCUUUGACAAGGACAAGGUGGAUGUGGUCAUUGCCCCAACCGCUCUGCACCUGGGUCAUGUGAAAGCUCCUCUGGAAGGCUUGGGCAUGCAGGUGUCAGCACAGAAUGUGGGCAAGAAUGACAUGGGUGCGUUUACUGGUGAAUGGACUGCCGCGCACCUUCAGGACAUGGAGGUUGGCUACACCUUGAUCGGACACUCGGAACGACGCAGCAAGUAUGGCGAGACUGACGAGGAGUGA